Molecule: messenger RNA, 2413 nt
Organism: Globicephala melas (long-finned pilot whale)
Lineage: Eukaryota; Metazoa; Chordata; Mammalia; Artiodactyla; Delphinidae
Gene: MTAP
Product: methylthioadenosine phosphorylase
Biological process (GO): nucleoside metabolic process
Cellular component (GO): cytosol
Molecular function (GO): S-methyl-5-thioadenosine phosphorylase activity
Source: RefSeq, a predicted model, not a curated record
ACCUCGUUGGUCAACCCCGGGCCCAGCGCCUGAAACCGCUUCGCUCCGCCGCUGCACGUCUCCACCCCGCCCGAGGCCGUCGCUCCUUCCUCGCGCAGCCAUGGCCUCAGGUGCCACUCCCGCGGCCGUGAAGAUUGGAAUAAUUGGUGGGACAGGCCUGGAUGAUCCAGAAAUCUUAGAAGGAAGAACCGAAAAAUAUGUGGACACUCCAUUUGGCAAGCCUUCUGAUGCCUUAAUUUUGGGGAAGAUAAAGAAUGUUGAUUGCGUCCUCCUUGCAAGGCAUGGGAGGCAGCAUACCAUCAUGCCUUCGAAAGUCAACUAUCAGGCGAACAUCUGGGCUCUGAAGGAGGAGGGCUGUACACAUGUCAUAGUGACCACAGCUUGCGGUUCCUUGAAGGAAGAGAUUCAGCCUGGCGAUAUCGUCAUUAUUGAUCAGUUCAUUGACAGGACUACCAGAAGGCUUCAGACCUUCUACGACGGAAAUCAUUCCUGUGCCAGAGGAGUGUGUCAUAUUCCAAUGGCUGAGCCGUUCUGCCCUAAAACAAGAGAGGUCCUCAUAGAGACCGCUAAGAAGCUAGGACUCCGGUGCCACUCAAAAGGGACAAUGAUCACAAUUGAGGGACCUCGUUUUAGCUCCCGGGCAGAAAGUGUCAUGUUCCAAACCUGGGGUGCGGAUGUUAUCAACAUGACCACAGUUCCAGAGGUGAUUCUUGCUAAGGAGGCUGGAAUUUGCUACGCAAGUAUCGCCAUGGCAACAGAUUAUGAUUGCUGGAAGGAGCAUGAGGAAGUAGUUUCUGUGGACCGGGUCUUAAAGACCCUGAAAGAAAAUGCCAAUAAAGCCAAAAGUUUACUUCUCACUACCAUACCUCAGAUAGGAUCCACGGAAUGGUCAGAAACCCUCCAUAACAUUAGGAAAAUGGCCCAGUUUUCUGUUAUGUUACCAAGACAUUAAAAUAGCAUGGCUGCCCAGAAGACAAGGUAACCCUCUAACUCCAAUCAUUUGGGGAAUUCCUGCUUGAGAAAACACAGAAGAGAUAUGCAGCUUCUGUGCCCUUGCCCCCUAAGGAAGAACAAGUGAUAAGACAAGACAUUGCUCACAUCAGAGAUGCCUUCUAAAAGACUUGGACUGCUUCAAAUAACAGAAGGAAAGCAAAUAACCAGAAAACGUGGGGAAAUAUUUACACAUUAGAAAAAAAGAAGACACCUUUCACCAUUCCCCCAAAUUUGUAACAGUAAAGGUAAGCAGUAACAUUCCUAUGUUGCCAAGGAAUGUGAAGAAAUAGCUCUUAGACUAUUUAUUGAUGUGACUGUGAAUUGGUAUAAUCUUUUUGGAGGGCAUUUUGGUAAAAUGUAUCACAAAGCUUAAAAAAUACCCUUUGUGCUGGUUACUUUACUCCUAGGAAUUUAUCUUUAAGAAAUUAUCAGAGAUACAUACAAAUAAUUAUGUAUAAAGAAGGAUGUAGAACAUAGUUUUAAUAGCAGAUAUUCAAAACAAUCUGAAUAUCCAACAACUGGAGGUAAUCAUGGUUAAGCUCUAAUUAGAUUGUGAAGCAGCCAACUGAACACCAUGGUUUCACAUAAUAUUUAACGUACUAAGGAAAUUGUUGCUGUAUAAUAUGAAAUGGGGAUAUAGAAGCAUUUUACAGUACUAAUUUUGUUUUAAAUAUUUACAAAGAAUAGAAAGAUAUAUACUCUUUUGUUAUUAUAUUUGGGGGGAGGGAUAUUGGAUAAAUUUUUAAUUUUCUUUAUAUUUUUCCAUAUCUUCACAUUUUUCUACAAUGAAUAUAAUCAAAUAGUGAAGUUUUAAAAAUAAAAAUGGGGGCUUCCCUGGUGGCGCAGUGGUUGAGAGUCUGCCUGCCGAUGCAGGGGACACAGGUUUGUGCCCCGGUCCGGGAAGAUCCCACAUGCCGCAGAGCGGCUGGGCCCGUGAGCCAUGGCCGCUGAGCCUGCGCGUCCGGAGCCUGUGCUCUGCAGUGGGAGAGGCCACAACAGUGAGAGGCCCACGUACCGCAAAAAAAAUAAAUAAAUAAAUAAAAUAAAAACUAAAAAAAAUAAAAUAAAAAUGGGCUUAGAAAAACCCAGUUCUUGAAAACACACUGUUUCUGGUAAUGCAGCAAAAGUUAAAAUGGCAAUACUAAGAGGAGUUCUGUUUGAGUUCAAUCUUUAUUUUUGUUAACAAAGAUAAUUAAUGACUGUAUAGUCAGAACAAUACUUGGGUUUGCAACAAUGUGAGAAAAGCUGGGUGUUUAAUAUGGAGCUAAUCUUAAAUUAUUUAAGAGACUGUAUACACACAUUAUAGUGUGUCAGAUAUUCUUUAAAUUGACAUUUGAUUUUUUGUUUCUACUCCUUUUUAUGAUUUGAUGAAUUAUUUUCCAUGAGUUGGUGAUUUUUGUUUUUUAAUAAAGAAAAUGGA